Messenger RNA from Pseudovirgaria hyperparasitica, 607 nucleotides. RefSeq lists its product as uncharacterized. The record is from RefSeq and is a predicted model, not a curated record. The transcript is spliced from 2 exons. NCBI's taxonomy places the organism in Eukaryota, Fungi, Ascomycota, Dothideomycetes, Acrospermales, Acrospermaceae. The coding region runs from base 1 to 558 and encodes 185 amino acids.
AUGAGGUUCUCCCUACUUUUGUCAGCGGUCCUCCUACCUUUCGGUGCUCUCGCAGCUCCAUCAUCUGCCUUUGGCUCGGAAGUCGAGCAUCGAACUUCCACUGAGCCAGCUCCUGCAAUGGAUGCACAGGCUCUAUCCCUUUUGCUCCCUCGACAGACUAGUCUCACCGACCUAUUGAGCGGCAUUUUGCCCGCUCUUCAAGCUCUGGGUGGCUUGCUAAACGAGGACACUAUCAACAACAUCAAGACUGUUGUCGAUGGUCUCGCUGUUGUCCUUGGCGAUAACAGGUCUCAGAACACUGCUAAUCUCCUUGACUCAGUGUCAGGGCUUCUGAGUGGUGAUCUGAUUGACCAGAUCAAGGGCCUGCUGCCCUCCGUUGCCGGGCUUCUUACGGAAGACAAUGUCAACAAGAUCCAGUCUCUAGUGAACAAUGCGAACGGUCUCUUGACUGAGAGCUUCGUGGACCAGACGACUGGACUGAUCAAUGAUGUUGCACCGCUCGUUUCGGCCAUUGCUCAGAUCAUUACUACGUUGCUACAGGCUCUGCUCGGUGGAUAGAGUGGCUUGCAGACUUGGGGAAGACCCUUGCAGAUAGCAGUUCAUCGGG